Messenger RNA from Galeopterus variegatus (Sunda flying lemur), 1153 nucleotides. RefSeq names its product 5-hydroxytryptamine (serotonin) receptor 2A, G protein-coupled (gene HTR2A). The record is from RefSeq and is a predicted model, not a curated record. Lineage: Eukaryota; Metazoa; Chordata; Mammalia; Dermoptera; Cynocephalidae. Gene Ontology annotation, molecular function: neurotransmitter receptor activity; G protein-coupled serotonin receptor activity. Gene Ontology annotation, cellular component: dendrite; membrane. Gene Ontology annotation, biological process: G protein-coupled receptor signaling pathway, coupled to cyclic nucleotide second messenger; chemical synaptic transmission.
AUGCAGUUUUUAAAGUCAGCAAAACAGAAAUCAAAUUACUAUCAUAUUACGCUGGUGGAAGCUCAAGGAGAGCGGACUCCACACCGACUUAAUUACUAUGAGAGAUGCAGCGAGUCACAGAAUAGCACGAGUGUCUCGUGUGUGGACCCUGAAGACAAAUAAUACCGGUGGCCUCUGCCCAGCAAGCUCUGUGCAGUCUGGAUUUACCUGGAUGUCCUCUUCAAUACUAGCAACAUUGUGAAAUUAUGUCUUCCAGCACUAAACUCAUCUAGACUCAUGUCUAUAUUACAUGGUGUAUCCAUGCCAAUACCAGUCUUUGGGCUACAGGAUGAUUCCAAGGUCUUUAAGCAGGGGAGUUGCUUACUCGCUGAUGAUAACUUUGUCCUGAUCGGCUCUUUUGUGUCAUUUUUCAUUCCCUUAACCAUCAUGGUGAUCACCUACUUUCUAACUAUCAAGUCACUCCAGAAAGAAGCUACUUUGUGUGUGAGUGAUCUUGGCACACGGACCAAAUUAGCUUCUUUCAGCUUCCUCCCUCAGAGUUCCCUAUCUUCUGAAAAGCUCUUCCAGCGGUCGAUCCACAGGGAACCAGGGUCCUACGCAGGCAGGAGGACUAUGCAGUCCAUCAGCAAUGAGCAAAAAGCUUGCAAGGUGCUGGGCAUCGUCUUCUUUCUGUUUGUGGUGAUGUGGUGCCCUUUCUUCAUCACAAACAUAAUGGCCGUCAUCUGCAAAGAGUCAUGCAAUGAGGACGUCAUCGGAGCCCUGCUCAACGUGUUUGUUUGGAUUGGUUACCUGUCCUCAGCGGUCAACCCACUUGUCUACACACUGUUCAAUAAGACCUAUAGGUCGGCCUUUUCACGGUAUAUUCAGUGUCAGUACAAGGAAAACAAAAAACCAUUGCAGUUAAUUUUAGUGAACACUAUACCCACCUUGGCCUACAAGUCUAGUCAACUCCAAAUGGGACAAAAAAAGAAUUCAAAGAAAGAUGCCAAGACAACAGAGAAUGACUGCUCUAUGGUUGCUCUAGGAAAACAACAUUCACAAGAUGCUUCUACAGACAAGAUCGACACUGGGAAUGAAAAGGUUAGCUGUGUGUGAUAAGCUAGUUGCCAUGGCAACCAUGAAGGGCAUGCUGAGCACAUUUUCACCUAUCUGG